AUGACGAGCGCGUUGGUAUAUAUUCGGGAUCGUAGAGGUGGUUUGAUCAAAUGCCGUGCUCUGUUAGACACUUGCGCCACAGCCAAUUUCAUCUCAGAGUCCAUUGUUAAACGUUUAGACAUACACGUGGUCGCACAUUCUUUACCGAUCGGUGCGAUUAACAGCAUAAAUACCGAAUCGAGGGGUGUGGUACAAAUCACCGUGCAAUCGACACGCGACGGUUUUAGCAAGGAAUUGACGUGUCUAACAAUACCGGCUAUCGCGGAUCUGAUACCCUCUGAGAUUUUUCCGCGUAAUUCGAUCAAAUUGCCACCGAACGUCAGGUUGGCGGAUCCAGAAUUUCAUCUACCGCGUUCGGUCGAUUUGUUAAUCGGUUCCGGAGCGACGUUAUCUUUGUUCGCCGUCGGCCAGAUCAAUUUGUCGCGCGAAGGUCAUGAUCUGUAUCUCCAAAAGACGCGUCUAGGAUGGGUGGUCGCCGGGAGUACGUCGUCACAGAGCCCAUCAAAAUUCGUGACGUGUCAUUUAACGAAUCUAGAAGAUUUAUUGCUUAGGUUCUGGACAGUCGAGGAGGUCGCAAUAGAUAAGCCGAAAUCCGAAGAGGAUACGGAAUGUGAAACGCAUUUCAUGAGAACCGUGUCUCGUGACGGUUCCGGACGAUACACAGUCCGUCUACCGUUUCGCAGUACAGGAAAGCGCUUCGGCGAAUCACGAACUUUGGCACUCAAACGUUUAGCAUCACUAGAGCGUAAACUUAAUGCGAACAUGACAUUAAAAAACGAAUACACGCGGUUGAUAGAAGAAUAUUUGAAUCUAGGGCAUAUGUCGCGAAUAGAUGACCCAGGCGACGACGGUUACUAUAUGCCUCAUCACGCGGUAAUUAAAGAAUCUAGCAACACGACGAAGGUUCGGAUAGUAUUUGAUGCAUCCGCGAGAUCGAACGCUGGCAUUUCUCUCAAUAAAAUGUUGUUGAUAGGUCCCACUAUUCAGAAUCCGUUGAUUUCACAUUUAAUCCGUUUCCGUGCCUAUAAAUACGUUGUAACGGCGGAUAUCGAAAAAAUGUAUCGCCAAGUAUGGUUACACGAGGAGGAUCGACCGUAUCAGCGUAUUUUGUGGCGUAGGAAUGGUAACGUGGAAACAUUUCAGCUCAACACAUUAACUUUCGGUGUGUCUUUGUCGCCGUUUCUCGCAAUUCGUACCGUACAUAAACUCGCGGACGACGAAUCUCUCGUAUAUCCCAAGGCGGCCGAGAUUCUUAAAACGCACCUAUACGUCGAUGAUCUAUUAACCGUGUAA
Wasmannia auropunctata (little fire ant) is the source of this 1293-nucleotide messenger RNA. RefSeq lists its product as uncharacterized. The record is from RefSeq and is a predicted model, not a curated record. Lineage: Eukaryota; Metazoa; Arthropoda; Insecta; Hymenoptera; Formicidae. The coding region runs from base 1 to 1293 and encodes 430 amino acids. The transcript has a single exon.